Molecule: messenger RNA, 1094 nt
Organism: Amaranthus tricolor (Joseph's coat)
Lineage: Eukaryota; Viridiplantae; Streptophyta; Magnoliopsida; Caryophyllales; Amaranthaceae
Exons: 2
Coding region: 35-778 (247 amino acids)
Source: RefSeq, a predicted model, not a curated record
UUUAUACAUACUACAAAAUCAAAUUAAAAUAAUAAUGGACAUGGAAUGGUCUCCUCAAAAUGCAAUGAAUGCUUACUUGCAAACUCUUCAUAUGUGUAAGGUGAAUAAGAUGCAUGAUGAAGAACAAAAACAUGGGAUAGAUGGAAGCAAAGUAAUUGAACCACAAGGAAGUGAGUUACUAUCAGCAUUAGCAGCAGGAAAUCAAUCAAGACUUAUACUUGACAUUUCCACUUCCAAACAACACACUAAUAAUACUAUUACUCCCAUAACACUUGCCCUAACCAUAGCUGCUAAUCAAACUAAUGGCAAACUAAUCUCAAUUCGCCCUAAUCUCGAUUCUUCAUCGUCAUCAUAUCCAGUGUAUCCCGUUCCUAGAAUCUAUGAUCAGACUUCGGUGACGGAUGAAAGACGGCAACCUACUGAAUUAAGAGUUGGGGAUCCAUUUGAAGUAAUGAAUGAUAUUAGAAACGCGGAUUUUGUUGUUAUAGAUUGCUCAAAUUUAGAUCAUGAUCAAAUGAGAUUAGUGUUUGAGAAACUUGAUCUUAAUCCAAAAGGAGCUAUAAUUGUUGCUACUAAUGUUUUGAAUAGAGAAGAUGGUGUUUUUGUUGUUGAUCAAGUUUUGAAGGGUAAAAGAGGCAUUAAAUCUUGUGUUACAACUUUGCCUUUAGGAGCAUCGACUUCUAUUGGGUUUCAAGUUAUUAUCAAGAUUAAAUCUUUGAUGGGUAAAUGUCAAAGAAGGAGAAGACAUAAUAGGUUUUUGGUUACAUUUGAUGAAUGAUCAUAUAUGCAUGUAGUAUGCUUCUAGCUAUCUAGUUUUCCUAAUUUUAGAAUUUAGAAAAUGGGUCUUUACAAUUCAAACAAGGAGUUGAAGAUUGAGUCACAUAUAAAUUUAAAGGAGGUUCAUUACUAAAAUCAAUUUUGAGUAGGAUGAGUUACUCCUUAAGUUUAUAAAAUGAUAUAUUUUUCUUUUUCUUCGAUAUGAGACAAUUUACAUACGAAUAAUAAUGUAACUUAGAUAGUUUAUAUACAGGUAAUAAUGUAACUUAAACAGUUUAUAUAUGGGUAAUAAUGUAACUUUAAGUGUUAUGUACUCU